Messenger RNA from Ceratosolen solmsi marchali, 2316 nucleotides. RefSeq names its product protein I'm not dead yet-like. Gene Ontology annotation, cellular component: plasma membrane. The record is from RefSeq and is a predicted model, not a curated record. Gene Ontology annotation, molecular function: succinate transmembrane transporter activity; citrate transmembrane transporter activity. Bases 521 to 2254 code for a protein of 577 amino acids. The transcript has 11 exons. Gene Ontology annotation, biological process: citrate transport; succinate transport; transmembrane transport. Lineage: Eukaryota; Metazoa; Arthropoda; Insecta; Hymenoptera; Agaonidae.
CGCGCGCGCCCGUUCAUUUUGUAAUUCGACAACAGUUUGUAGUCGGAGUUUAGAGAGUUCGCGAUAUCUUUGGCCGGCAUUAUGCUUUUGAAUUGACCAGUGUACAUUUUCCGCUUCGUCCUCAGCCUUCCGCUAUUUCGUGCGAGAAUACAGCGUCGCUUCGUGCUCCGCGCAAUCUUAUCAAAUCAAUCGCUUUUAAUAUUUGUGAGUGAAUAUAAAAUUAUUGGUGCCCCCGAAGUUUUUCUGAUGCAAUCAGUUUCUGUCUCUACAUGCGACAGAGUUGAUGAAGGGAAACUGGAGAUGGCGACGAGGCUGUGUAUUUAUGGAUCUCUAUAAAAAUAUUAACGUAAAUAAAACGAUCAAAACAUAGAUCGACACUUUAUUGUUUCAUUUAAAUACUAAGAAACAUCGUUACGGGAUUUGGAACUAUGACCGUCUUAAACAUUACGUUAAUUACAUAAGCGAUCGGCUACAGCCGAGUCAACCGAUCAUAACUAUUUGAAAGAAUUUCAAGAACAGAAUGGCCUCGAAAACGCUGAACAGUAAUUCUCUGGACAUCGAGUCAAACGUGAAGAGGAACUCGUUGGAAAAUGACAAUACUAAUUCAAAAGUUAAAAAUACGAGCUUUUGUACACUGCUCUGCAAUUUUCUUUCGAUUUAUUGGAAAUCAUUUAUCGUUGUACUUUGGCCGAUUGUUCUUCUUCCUUUAAUAAUUUUUAGCAAUGACAAGAUGUACCGAUGCCUAUACACGAUUGCUGUGAUGGCAAUGUUUUGGGUGACGGAAGUUAUACCAUUGCCCAUUACUGGACUCUUUCCAGUAUUUCUUUACCCGCUUAUGGGUAUUAUGGAUACGGCACACACAUGUAAUUGUUACAUGAACGACACGACGAUGAUGUUUUUAGGAAGUCUUGUGAUAGCCGUCGCGAUCGAGCAUUCUGGACUCCACAUGAGAGUGGCACUCAUUAUUAUCAAGACUAUUGGUUGCAGUCAUCGAAAAUUAAGCCUGGGUUUGUUUUUUGUUACCAUGUUCAUAUCAAUGUGGAUUUCUAACACUGCAGCGACAGCAAUGAUGAUACCAAUUGUGGAAAAAGUUCUUACAGAAUUGGAAGCGCAAGGAUUGGGUAAAAUGUUUGUUAAGAUUGAAGAUUCAGAAGAUGAUUGUGAAAGCCAAAAGAAGCCAACCAAGUUGACAAUGGCUUACUACUUUGGUGCGGCUUACGCGUCUAGUAUCGGUGGUAUCGGUACUCUCGUUGGGACUGGUACGAACCUUACUAUGAAAGGAAUUUACGAAUCACGUUUUACCAAGAGUCCAGGCAUAAAUUUUGCUGCGUGGAUGGUUUAUGCAGUGCCGGUGAUGGUUAUAAUGGGUGGAUUGACAUGGUUAUGGCUACAAAUCAUGUACAUGGGGCUAUUUAGGUCUAACAGUAAUGACGCAAAGGCUAUAGACAUCGGCGACGAAGGCGAAAAAAUAGCUACUGCAGUUAUAGAAAAUAAAUACAAAGAAUUAGGGCCAAUAACUUGGCAUGAAUCGUCCAUUGGAUUCUUAUUCAUCAGUAUAGUUCUGUUAUGGUUCUUUCGGAAACCGGAUUUCAUUCCAGGAUGGCCUAGUUAUAUUACAGAUUUAGCUGUCAAGGAUUCAACUUCAGCCGCCGGCUUAAUAAUACUCCUCUUUUUAUUGCCGGAAAAGUUAGAUUUCCUUCACGCCUUCGACAAAGAUCCUACCAAGCGACCACGUAAAUCCUCGUCAGGAUUGAUAGGUUGGAAAAUAAUCAACCAAAAGAUGCACUGGGGCUUAAUAUUCGUACUUGGUGGAGGAUUUGCCAUCGCGGCUGGUAGUCAAUCGUCCGGAUUAUCCAGUAUGUUGGGUCAUGCCUUAAUUGGACUUAAGAGUAUGAGUCCAAUUUGGAUAUUAUUCAUUGUUUGUGUAUUUGCUGAGACGGGGACAGAACUGACAUCAAAUGUUGCUGUGGCGAAUAUUAUUUUGCCAGUCUUAGCGGAAAUGUCUAUUGCCAUUCAAAUUCAUCCUCUCUACUUAAUGGUACCAGCAACUUUAGGUUGUUCAUUCUCAUUUCAUUUACCGGUGGGAACACCACCUAAUGCAAUAGUCAGUGCAGCUGGAAAAAUUAAAACCAAGGAUUUCAUAAUUGCUGGCAUCGGCCCGAGUGUCAUCACAGCAAUUGUGACGACGGCAUCUUUCGCUACUUGGGGAAUUUACAGCUUCGGCUUGCACGAAUUUCCAAGUUGGGCUACAUAGAUCAAUUAAAUUUCUUUCUAUUGUCAAAGCUGUGCACAGCAUAUAAAGAAAAUGUCAUUUUU